Aspergillus chevalieri is the source of this 3147-nucleotide messenger RNA. RefSeq names its product PT repeat family protein. Lineage: Eukaryota; Fungi; Ascomycota; Eurotiomycetes; Eurotiales; Aspergillaceae. The record is from RefSeq and is a predicted model, not a curated record. The transcript has 2 exons. Bases 1 to 3147 code for a protein of 1048 amino acids.
AUGGCCGCUAAAAAAGAAAACGUCACUAUUGCCCUCCAUCGCUCCUCCGAUUCCAUUCCUCUUUACCUCGCUGGUACCUUUACCAACCCGCAAUGGCAGCCCGUCAAGUUGACCGUCAAGCGGCCCCCACAGAGCGAGGACUGGAUUUACUCACGCAAGAUGAAGCUGUCUCCGGGCCAGUAUCAGUAUCGGUUCUGCGAGGGGGAGGGGGAGGAUGCUGUUUGGUUUCAUGAUGAGGGUGCGAAGCAGGUAUCCGGUGACAAUGGCAUUGUGAACGUGCUGAAUGUCGGGGACCUGGCUGCUGAAGAAGAGCCCAUGACAAACGGUGAAAAAUCUGUUUCCGAACCCGAGGUCCAAAGAAACGGUUCCAACCGUCCCAACGGCACAGAGGCGGAACCGGUGGAAGAGACAAAACCGGUGGAGAAUGGCCACUCUGAGGAAGUUCCGGAGGUUCCGGCCGAAGAAGUGCCCACAACAAACGGUACCAACGGUGUUCACACGGAAGAGGCCGCUUCGGAAGAGCCUGUCACGGAAACCGUCGAGUCUACUACCAAUGGAACAGAGGCGCCAGCUGCUGAGGAACCCGCCCAGGAACCCGCUGUUGAACCGGUCCAAGAACCUAGUACCAACGGGACGAUCGAAGCUCCCACCGCUGAGGAACCUGCUGCUGAAGAGCCAGCUGAGAAGGCCAUUGCUGAGGAGAAGCCCGCCACGGAGGCUCCCGCUGCAGAGCUGGCGAUUGAGGAACCGGCACAGGAGCCCAUUGAGUCGGCUACAUCUGUCGAAGCUCCCACCAAGGAAGAGACCCCCGCAGUUGAGGAGCCCGCAGCGGCUACGGAGGCUGCCGCUGAGCCUGAGACUGCUCAGGAACCGGCUGCCGCUGAGGUCGAGGAGCCCGUGAAGGAGGCUGACGACGUCAAGGUGGAAACCGUCGAGGAACCAUCCACCGAGGCCAAGGAGGAGCCUUUGCAAGCACCUGUUGCUGAGGAGCCCGUGAAGGAAGCUCCUGUUGAAGAGACUCCUGCUGAGGAGCCCGCCGCCAAGGUCGAGGAGCCCGCCGCUGAAGAACCUACGACUGAGACAGAGGCCCCUGCUGAGUCUGUCGAAGAAACCAAGGAGGACGAACCCACUCCUGCUCCUGAAGAGAAGCCUGUUGCAGAGGAGCCUGUCGAGGCUGAACCUACAAAGGAGGGAUCGACUGAGCCCGUUGCAGAGGCACCGGCCGCUAAGGAGCCUGUUCAGGAGCGGAAGCCGGAAGAGCCUGUGGCCAAGGAAUCUGCCCCUGCCGCCGAAGAAGCUGCUGAACCAGUUAAGGAGGAAGCUGUUGCUGAAGAACCCGCAGCGGAAGCUCCUGUCGAGGAGAAGCAGGACGAUCCUGUUGUCGAAGCAGUGAAGGAGGAACCCGUUGCCGAAGCUCCUGUGGAAGAGAAGCAGGAGCCGGUCGCCGAACCUGUUGUUGAACCUGCUACGCAAGAGCCCGCUGCUGAAGCUUCUGUCGAGGAAAAGCAGGAGACUGCUGAGCCCGUUGCUGAGGUCACUGCUGAGGCCCCGGCCGAGGAGAAGCAGGAGCUGGUUGCUGAGCCUGCUGUUGAGGCAGUGAAGGAAGAGCCAGUGACUGAAGCUGCAGAGGAACCUACCCCCGCGGCGCCUGUCGAGGAGACCCCCAAACCGACUGCGGAGCCCGCAACGGAAGCCCCGGCUGCCGAAGCUGUUAUUACGAAAGCAACUCCCGCCGAAAAGGUUGAGACCGCUGAGGAGCCUGUUGAUGAGACCCUCAGUGUUGACGCCACCAAGGAGGAGCCUGAGGCCACUCCUGAUGCCCCUGUGGAGGAGCCUACCAAGGAGCCCGAGACCGUCCAGGAACCAACUGUUGAGACUUCGACUGAAGAGCCCACCGCUGAGGAGCCCGUACCUGUUGAGGAGCCUGCUAAGGAGUCUGCUGUCGAAGAGUCCGUCGCGGAGGCACCCGCUGCUGAGGAGCCCAAGGAGAUUGUUGCGGAAGAACCGGCUAUCGAAGAACCCACCGUCGAAGCACCCGCUGCCGAAACCACCACUGAGGCUCCUGUGGCCGAGGAACCCGCUGUGGAGACUACUACCGACGAGGCUUCCAAGAAGGAAGUCCCCGCCCCCGCCGCUGAGACCAUCGAAGCCGUCCCUGAACCUGCUGCUGAGAAGCAGGAGCCUGAAGAGCCUGUCGAGGCCCCUGUCCAGACCACAAAUGAGGCCCCCUUGGAAUCCACUACCGAACCAGAGCAGCCAAUCGCUGAGGAGCCAAUCGCAGAGGAGAAGGUCGUCGAAGAGCCUGCCAAGGAAGAGCCUGCCAAGGAAGAACCUGUUGCUGAGCCCGUUGUGGAGCAGGUCACCGAAGUGUCCGCCAAGGAAGAGCUUGUUGCUACUGAGCCUGCGACUGAGACUGCUGAACCUGUUGUCGACACGCCGGCUCCUGAAGAACCAGUUGUGGAGUCCGCCCACUCUGAGGGUUCUGCUGUUGAGGCCAUCAAGACAGAAGAGGCCGUUCCAGAACCAGAGCCAGCAGUUGAGGAGACAACAGAGACCGCCUCGAAGGACUCUCUGCAAGAGCCCAAUGGCCACCCCGUCGAACAGCGCGACACCGUCCCUGAAGCACAGGAGGCUGGUUCCUCGGAACCCACCCAGGAGAGUACUCCGGCUGAAGAGGACGCUAACAAGGACAGCAGCAUCCUGACCCCCGAGACUCUUGGCGUUGGUGCUGCCGCUGCAGCCACCGCCGGUGCUGCUAUUGCUGCUGGUGUGGCCGUCGCUCACAAGAAGUCCGAAGCCGCCGCGCCCGAAAUCAAGGACAGCGAGGCUAAGGCCGCAGACAGUAAGCAGGACGCUCCCGCCGCACAAGAGCCUGAGCCAAGUGCUCGUGCCGCAGAACCGGAACCGUCGUCGAAGCCCGAAGUCGAAGCAGCCGCCGAGUCCACAACUGAGUCUACAACCACCGAAGCAGCCAACAAGGCCGGUGACGUUUCUACUGGGAAUACAAAUCGGUCAGUGACUACUGCUACUGCAGUUUCCUUGAACCAUGGCGACAGCUGGUUGAAAUCCAUUGUCCGAUCCGUGUUUUCCAACCUGUUUGGUGCUCUUUUCUCGCCUUUCCGCAGCAGUGGAAAGACCGAGCAGUAG